This is a messenger RNA of Gasterosteus aculeatus aculeatus (three-spined stickleback), 2166 nucleotides long. RefSeq lists its product as uncharacterized. The record is from RefSeq and is a predicted model, not a curated record. Lineage: Eukaryota; Metazoa; Chordata; Actinopteri; Perciformes; Gasterosteidae.
UUUAAUGCAGCUGCAGUGAUUUGGUGAGAGGGAGAUAUUUCAAAAAUGCGAUAAGCGCCGUGCUUUUGUAUUUGCACAUUUUCAAUGCUUAGAUUACUGUCAUAAAUCUAAAACUGCUCACAGCUGCAGUUACCGGUGUCCAAAAGCAAGCGGCUGAAUAAUCCUCGCGUCCGCUGAUGUACCGUGUUAACGUCGGUACGUGUCUACAUCCCAGCGCUUGCUGUGCCAGCUGCCGCUGAAUGAGGUAUUGUUUUAAUGCAGAUGGUGGAGUCCAAAGACCUCACUCUUCCCUUUUGCUAUUAAUACCCGUAUAUCGACCUCCUUUGUCAACAAGAGCGACACAUACAAAUAAUAUGCCCGAAGGGAGACAAUGGGGAGUUCCCUGAGAUGAAAACAACAGGAUGAGCAAGCCUCAUGUAGUUGUGUGUGUGUGUGUGUGUGUGUGUGUGUGUGUGUGUGUGUGUGAUGUACGUGAGCCUGCAGACAUUGGAGACAUAUCUCACUGACCCACAUACCUUAUCCUGUGAUUGGUCUUAUCUUCAUCAUCACAUGUCCAGGGGGGAGGACACACUCACUGCAUGUAAGAGGAGGUUAAAGACUUUGGCUUGGAGCAGCCAUGUCGAUGUUCCACUGCAGCAGUAGGUCUUCAGUGCCGGGGGACUUUGUAGGCCACCCAAACUUUGGGGCUUUCUAUUGAUCGUGGUUCCAUCUGGAGCCGGAUCCUUCCUCCUGCCACCUACUGCUACUACCGUUAUUUUAAGUGAUAUUACAACUACUAUUACAAAUACCUUUAAUGCUUUGUAUUAUAGAUUAUACAUACUCUACGGUAUCCAACGCUGCUGUUAUUAGUAGUCACAAUGUCCCAUUUAUGUCAUAUGCAUUCAAUGUGCUGACUCUUGUGUUGUUCUCCUCUGUUGCUCUCCGUUUGAAAGUGUCUGUUACGCCUUUUAGCACCUGUAACCACAUCCGACAGUGACCUCAGAGAACACCUCUAAAUAGCUGCAUCUAGGAAAUGAGGGGCUUAAUUUGAAGUGGAAACUGAAACACUACUUGUUGCAGCUCACUCAAGUGACACAUGAUGUUAAGAUGUUGCAGAAGGUGUUGCUCAUUAAGCUGCUGUUGCUGCACUACGCGACUCAGCUAGAAAUCAACACACGCUGCCAUGAAGAUGCUCAACUGAUGUGUCUAGUUCCUGACAUCGAGAGCCUGGACUUCUACUCCCUUACAUGGCACAAGCUCUCUGAAACGAAGCAAAGGCUCGGUAUGAUCAGGAGUGUAAAAAAUAUUACUACGUUGUUCAAAAACGUAAUUCGCUCACCAGAGCCCAGAUUUGGAGAGAAUUUCAGUCUUUUGAUGCCCAGUGUGACACCUGAAGACCAAGGCACCUACGAAUGUGAUAUAACUGCGAAAGUCGGGGGUAGAAAUCGGAAUUUUGUAAUCCACCUAAAGGUCGAUGAGUGCGUGAGCCGACCUGAAACGACAGCGACGACUACCGAGUUGCCCCAUUCCAAGCCAGACCAAGACAUACCAGCCUGGUGCAGCGUUGUUGGCUACAUGGCAGUCGCCCUCUUCAAAAUCGCUUUAUCUCUAUUCGGCAUUUGGGUUAUUGAAGCUGUUUGUAAGAGGUCCUCAAGACGACGCCGGCAUAUGAGGUGAAGCCGAACUGUGAAAUCAUACGAUUCAGACAAAUCACCUGUCAGCAGCAAGUGAAUUUAUUUUUGGCAAUUCUUUAUUCAGUAUUCUACUUUACUUGUCUUUCAGGGAUAUUCAUGUAUUUCUUUAGGUUUAAGUUAGGUUUGUACAAAUGUGUAACUGCUGGCCCAAACCUCAAGUUUCCUUUUUCCUGAAAGAUGCAUGAAAGACACAACUCAACCAAAAAACCUUCUCAUAACUAACAGGAACACGCAUGAGAGGAGGCACAAGAACCUCCACAUGCUCAGGUUUAAAAUGAGCUGUAGCUGAAAUUAUGAUAACGAAUAUUGUAACAUUUAAUUUACCUUAACCUCUACUUUACUCAGGGAUUCUAACAAACGUCUGAAAUGCCAAUAUUAACCGUAAGUUGCAACUGUCUGCUUGUUAUUAUUGUUUUGAUUUAUCUAUUUAUGAAUGUAAAAUAAUACAUUUAAUUUGUCUGAAUAAACUCUGCAAAUGCUUCACCCAGCUUCA